Messenger RNA from Lactuca virosa, 513 nucleotides. Lineage: Eukaryota; Viridiplantae; Streptophyta; Magnoliopsida; Asterales; Asteraceae. The record is from the annotation of a GenBank genome assembly.
AUGCCAAAGAAGCGAAGACGUAGAGAUCCAAGGCCGGGAGAGCUUAUUGCUGAAUCAGUACAACCACCAACUUCGAAUGCUGAGACAGCCCAAGUUAUUCAAGAUGUUCAAACUCCAAUUGUUGAAUCAGCACAGGUUCAUGAAGAUGUUCAAAGCCCAACCGUUGAGCCAGCCCAGGUUGAUGAAGAUGAUCAAAGUCCAACUUUUGUUGAAGACUUCUUUGUUAAUGAGGAAACUUUUGCCUCAGGAAGUUCUUCUGCUCCACCAUCUCCAGAGCACGAUGUUGCAUCUAUUAUGCUAGCCAAGCUUCUUGCUUUUCAAGACUCUAUUCCUCGGUCAAGAGGAAAGGGUAUACAUAUCGGCUCAGGACAAAGAGGUGAUGAAGACUCUCAACAAACCAUCUUUGAGCUCAGACAAGAGAUACUAAUUUUGAAGCAGGAAUCCAUUGAAAAGGAUUUGCUGAUUGGGAAGUUGGAUGUGAGAGUUUCGGAGCUUGAAAAGGAGAAUUCCUAA